CCAGCCUCCCACUAUCCCAGGGCCCCCUGGAGAUCCCUGUGGUGCCCCCCACCCUCCAGUGGGGUGACCUGGGAGUCCCCGUUUCACACCACUUGCUGUCCACUGGGGGGGGCCUCCAGUCCAUCAUCCCUCCCCCCACGUGGGCCUCUGCUGUGCUGGGGGGCGCCUGCCCGCUGAUUGGAUCCCCUCUUCCAGCUGUUCACGGCAUUCCAUGCGGCCCAGCUGAGCGCUCACGUUCCACUCGCCACGCCCACGCGUGGGACUGCGCGUGUCAGCGUUCUAUUGGCGGGCGCUGAUUGGCCGCGGCGCGCCCCGCCCCCUGUGCGCACAAAGCGGGGGGGCCCGCGGGAGGCUGGAGGCGGCGGCGAUGGGCGAGUCGCGGCUCUUGUCUCGGGCCGAGGCGCUGGAGCUCGGGCCCGGCUGGAAACACGCGUGUCACGUCCUGCUCUGCGCGCCCUGCCCCGGGCGGCUCUUCGGGCGCGUCCCGCUGCGCCACGCCGUGCUGAUGCAGAUGCGCUUUGACGGGCGGCUGGGGUUCCCGGGGGGGUUCGUGGACCCCCAGGACCGCUCCCUGGAGGCCGGACUGAACCGGGAGCUGCGGGAGGAGCUGGGCCCCGGAGCGGCCCCCCUGAACCUGACCCAGGGCGACUAUCUCGGGGCGCGCUGCGAGGAGACGCCGCAGCGCCUGGUGGCUCAUUUCUACGCCAAGCGCCUCAGCCUGGAGCAGCUCCGGGCCCUGGAGGCCGGAGCCACGAACGCCAAGGACCACGGGCUGGAGGUCCUGGGGCUGGUGCGCGUCCCCCUCUACACGCUGCGGGACGGGGCCGGGGGGCUCCCCACUUUCCUGUCCAACAGCUUCGUGGGCUGCGCCCGGGAGCAGCUUCUCCAGGCGCUGGGGGCCCUGGGGCUGGUGCCCGAGGCCGAGCUCCACCGGGCCGACGCUGCCUCCCGGAAAGGACCGUGACACCCCCCCCUCGAAAAACGGCUCGGGGGGGGCGACCCACACGCAGCCUGUGCUGUGCAGGGCCGGGGCCUGGGGAGAGGGACCCAGGUGUCCGGGGGGGAGGGAAUGACAAGGGGUCCCCCUGUUACUUGCAGGGGGGAAGCUGUGACUGGGGGAAGGG
Messenger RNA from Gopherus flavomarginatus (Mexican gopher tortoise), 1124 nucleotides. It is a transcript of the gene NUDT16, whose product is annotated as nudix hydrolase 16. Gene Ontology annotation, biological process: mRNA catabolic process; sno(s)RNA catabolic process. The record is from RefSeq and is a predicted model, not a curated record. Lineage: Eukaryota; Metazoa; Chordata; Testudines; Testudinidae. Bases 368 to 964 code for a protein of 198 amino acids. The transcript has 3 exons. Gene Ontology annotation, molecular function: phosphodiesterase decapping endonuclease activity; snoRNA binding. Gene Ontology annotation, cellular component: nucleus.